GCCGUAACCGCCGCUCUCUCAGUAGAAGAGGCAUGUCUGGGGAGGCUAACCAACAUGAUGCUGACCAGGCAGAGAACAGUGUCUCCAGAUCAGAACACCUCAAACACCAGCAGAGAAUUGCAGGGAAGAAACCUCACCGCUGCUCUGACUGUGGAAAGAGUUUCACCUCUUCAGCAAAACUUGAAACACACCAGAGAAUUCAUACUGGGGAGAGAACUUAUAGCUCUUCAGACUGCAGGAUAAGUAAUUUGCAACUAGGAAACCUAACAAAACACCAGCUGACCCACACAGGAGAGAAACCUUUUAGCUGUGAUCAAUGUGGGAGGAGAUUUACUAAGUCGGGAUCCCUGACAAUUCACCAACAAAUACACACAGGAGCAAAACCAUUUCACUGCACAGACUGUGGGAAGAGUUUUGUUCAAUUAGGCAACCUGAAAAUUCAUCAGCAGACACACACACAAGAGAAGCCUUACCACUGCUUUGUCUGUGAGAAGAGCUUUUCAUCGUCACAGGGUAAUAAGGUGCACCAGAGAACACACACCGGAGAGAAGCCUUACCACUGCUCUGACUGUGGGAAGAGUUUUGCUGAUUCAAGAAAUCUGAUACGGCACCAGCGCAUACACACAGGAGAGAAACCUUACAGCUGUGAUCAAUGUGGGACGAGAUUUACUAGCUUGAACUCCCUGAUACAACACCGUAGAACACACACUGGAGAGAAGCCUUACCACUGUUCGGACUGCGGGAAGAGUUUUACUCAGGCAAGCAACCUGAGAACACACCAGCGCAGACACCUGGGCCAGAAGCUUCAUCACUGUUCAGAUUGUGGAAGUAACUUUUCAACAUCAAGGGAUUUAGAGCUGCACCAGCGAACACACACAGGUGAGAAACCUUACUACUGUUUCAGCUGUAGUAAGAGUUUUGCUAGAUCAGACGGACUGAUCGUGCACCAGCGAACACACACAGGCGAGAAGCCUUUUAGCUGUGAUCAGUGUGGGAAGAGAUUCGCUCAGUCAGCACACUUGACUGUACACAUGAGAAUACACUCUGGAGAGAAACCAUACCGCUGCUCAGACUGUGGAAUAGGCUUUAUAAAUUCAAGUCACCUGAAGGUACAUCAGAGAGUACACACAGGAGAGAAGCCUUAUAACUGUGAUGUAUGUGGCAAAAGUUGUGUUACAUCAGGAAGUCUGGCUUCACACCUUCGAACCCACACGGGAGAGAGGCCUUACCAUUGUACUGACUGUGGGAGAAGCUUUGGCAAGUCAGACCAUUUAAAAGUACACCAGAGAACACACACAGGAGAGAAGCCUUACCAUUGUGCCGACUGUGGGAAAAGCUUUACUGAGUCAGGCAGGUUAAAAUCACACCAGAGAACACACACGGGAGAGAAACCUUACCACUGCUCUGACUGCGGAAUGAGCUUAGCCUCUUCAGGUGGACUAAAAAUACACCGGAGAACACACACAGGAGAGAAACCAUUCCACUGCUCUGACUGUGGGAAAAGAUUCAAUCAGUCUGGGCAGUUGAUUUUACACCAGCGAAUACACACUGGCGAAAAGCCUUACCACUGCUCAGACUGUGGGCUGCGUUGUACUUCUUCAGGGGAUUUAAAAGUGCACCUCCGAACACACACUGGAGAGAAGCCUUUUGGCUGUGAUCAGUGUGGGAAGAGGUUCGCUCAGUCAGGAAGCCUGGCUGGACACAAGAGAACACACACUGGAGAGAAGCCUUUUGACUGUGAUCAGUGUGGGAAGAGGUUCAGUCAGUCAGGAACCCUGUCUGCCCACAAGAGAAAACACCACACUGGUGGGUAACCUUUCCAGUUAAUGGUAGACUAUCGGAGAGAAGCCGUGCAGGGUGAGCUUUCUUAAUGUGGCCAUGAUUGGUGGAACAAGGGAACUUUAACUGUCCAUUUUAAUUCCAUGUUUCUAUUCAUUACAAUAUGAGUGAAAUAGUCUGUGUUUGAAUGGUGUGGGCGUACCCCAAAAACAGAAUGGUGUGGGCGUAUACCGGUCAUUAAAAUGAUCCAUGACAAGUUAACAGUGGAUUGGUCAGCUCAGAGAAAGCAGGGAGGUAGCUCCUCCCCCUCUCUCUGCAAGUUUCAGGCAAGUCUGUCCUUAGGGAUAAGGCAGGGGUCCGUUUUAAAAUGUUCAACCCUGUCUACCAUCCAACUCACCAUGAUCAACCCUGUCUACCAUCCAACUCACCAUGAUCAACCCUGUCUACCAUCCAACUCACCAUGAUCAACCCUGUCUACCAUCCAACUCACCAUGAUCAACCCUGUCUACCAUCCAACUCACCAUGAUCAAGCCUGUCUCCCAUCCAACUCACCAUCACCAUGAUCAACCCUGUCUACCAUCUAACUCACCAUCACCAUGAUCAACCCUGUCUACCAUCCAACUCACCAUGAUCAAGCCUGUCUACCAUCCAACUC
This is a messenger RNA of Salvelinus namaycush (lake trout), 2434 nucleotides long. Its product is annotated as zinc finger protein 658B-like. The transcript has a single exon. The record is from RefSeq and is a predicted model, not a curated record. Lineage: Eukaryota; Metazoa; Chordata; Actinopteri; Salmoniformes; Salmonidae. Gene Ontology annotation, biological process: negative regulation of transcription by RNA polymerase II. Gene Ontology annotation, molecular function: DNA-binding transcription repressor activity, RNA polymerase II-specific. Bases 33 to 1814 code for a protein of 593 amino acids.